Messenger RNA from Hyalella azteca, 831 nucleotides. RefSeq lists its product as uncharacterized. NCBI's taxonomy places the organism in Eukaryota, Metazoa, Arthropoda, Malacostraca, Amphipoda, Hyalellidae. Bases 1 to 831 code for a protein of 276 amino acids. The record is from RefSeq and is a predicted model, not a curated record. The transcript has a single exon.
AUGCCAAGCAGAGAGGAAGAAAAUAACAGAAACCAUGGACAGACUGUAAGAGCCAGACGAAGGAAUAACCGUCCUCACUGGAGACCCAGUCUUUCGGAUGAAAAUCUAAAUGAACCCCAACCUUCUGGACCUCCCCAAAAACAGUACAAUAAAUUCUAUACGAUAUCUGCUAACAACGGCUGCCACCUGUCUAGCAUAGAUGUAAUAGCUGCUAACCGAGAAAUAGAAAAUACGCUGAAAGGCAAACCAACGAAGAUCAACGAAACCAGAAGUGGAACACUCCUGGUCGAAGUUACUAACUGCCAACAGAGUAGAACUAUUACGACGAUAAAGUCCCUGGCUGGCGUACCAGUGACUGUUGCCGCGCACGAAAGGCUAAAUGAGAGCCGCGGCACCAUCUGGUACCCCAAUCGACCAAACUACCCAGACGAAGACCUACUGGCUGAGCUGUCCCAAUACGGAGUAAAAGCAGUGUACCGUACAAAAAGGAGGGAGCAUGGAGUAUUAGUACCAACCCCGGUAUAUGUCCUAACUUUCGACGGCUGUCACCUCCCGGGGCAUGUUGCGGUCGGCUGGACGCGGUGCCAAGUGCGGCAAUACAUUCCUAAGACGCGCAGGUGCUUCAAUUGCCAAGUUUUUGGACAUGGUGCUUCGUCCUGUCGCCAGCAGACCGGCACGUGCGUCAACUGUGCGCGAGAACAACACGACCUUCCGUGCACGUAUCCCGCCAAGUGCUCCAACUGCAAACUACCACAUCCUGCCAGCUCUAACACAUGCCAUUUCUACAAGAUGGAAGAAGAAAUAAUUGCAACCCUACGAGACAAAAGAUGA